Molecule: messenger RNA, 1835 nt
Organism: Punica granatum (pomegranate)
Lineage: Eukaryota; Viridiplantae; Streptophyta; Magnoliopsida; Myrtales; Lythraceae
Source: RefSeq, a predicted model, not a curated record
AACAGAGUCAACAGACAUACAUCGUUGAUUGAGAUUUCUCUCUCUGCCCGCCCAACCUAUCAUUUGCCAGCUACAGGCGCAGCAACAGGGCGGCCCUCAAGCAGGCUGGAGACCCGACCCGCAUCAUCAUCAGUCAAUCCAUCAUCGAUCCCCAGUCCCUUGCACGCCAUAGACGACCACUCCGAUGACCCCUGAGAACCCAUCUGCGGGACAAAGUUUCCGAUGAGGAGGCGGCCAAGAAGAGUAAGAAGAAGAAAGAGAGUGGCCACAAGGUGACGGGACAAAAACAAACAUGGGCUUCUCCACGGACAACAUCACCGGCGUUGUCUUGGCCCUGCUCUCCAGCGGGUUCAUCGGCGCCAGCUUCAUCAUCAAGAAGAAGGGCCUCCGCCGUGCCGCUGCUGCUUCCGGCGUCAGAGCCGGUGUCGGUGGUUUCUCGUACCUCUUGGAGCCUCUCUGGUGGUUGGGCAUGGUGACAAUGAUUGUCGGGGAGGUCGCAAAUUUCGUGGCAUAUGCAUUCGCCCCAGCAGUUCUUGUUACCCCUCUUGGUGCCUUGAGUAUCAUUGUCAGUGCCGUUCUUGCUCACUUCAUCUUGAAGGAAAGGCUACACAAGCUCGGGAUGUUGGGCUGCUUGAUGUGCAUCGCUGGCUCCGUGAUAAUCGUAAUUCACGCACCACAAGAGCGUCCUAUAACUUCAGUUAAAGAGAUCUGGGUUAUGGCGACUCAACCAGCUUUCCUUCUCUACGUGGGGUCCGUUGUUCUGUUGGUCUUCAUUCUCAUCUUCCAUUUUAGUCCACGAUGUGGCCACACAAACGUGAUGGUUUUCACUGGCAUUUGCUCGUUAAUGGGCUCCCUUACGGUGAUGAGUGUUAAAGCCCUGGGAACUUCAUUGAGAUUGACUUUCGAAGGGAGAAACCAGUUGAUAUACCUGGAGACUUGGUUCUUCAUGUUGGUUGUAGCUACUUGCGUCAUCACGCAGAUGAAUUAUCUUAACAAGGCGCUCGACACGUUCAACACAGCAAUUGUGUCACCAAUAUAUUAUGUCAUGUUCACGACUCUGACCAUUCUUGCCAGUGUUAUAAUGUUCAAGGAUUGGGAUGGACAGAGUGGGGGAAGCAUCGCAUCAGAAAUAUGUGGCUUCAUCGUUGUGCUGUCUGGUACCAUCUUGUUGCAUUCAACAAAAGACUACGAAAGGAACUCGUCGUUCAGAGGAAGUCAUACACCUCUUUCUCCUUCCUUAUCUGCCCGCCUGUUUAGUGGAAAUGGAGACUCUAAAUACGAUGAAGAAGCUCCUUCAAGUGAGCAGCUUUCUUCAAGGAAACAAGAGCCAUACUAGUAUUUCCGAGGGAAAAAAAUCCGGAAACUGAGAAUUGGACAAUUUAUGGAGAAGUCUUCCCUCUAUGGCUUUCCCUGCACAAAUCCUGGACGAGAUCAGAAGACUGGCUUCACAAUUUGGUAAUGGGGGAGUUGUCGAUAAGAGCAGUACUGGCUUCAGAUCAUAUCGUCAAUUCUGCUUUGGGAAUGAGUAAAUAACAUUUAGCCUUCAUUGUGAAUAUUUGUUAUAGUCGAGCCGAUCAUACGAGGAAGGUUUCUAGAAGGAGCCCCUGAAAAAGGGGAUCGAUUUGAUACAGAAAUUAAGGGAGUGCAUAGCUUAGUGUGCUCUGUAUUUGUGUUUCUGUGGCCUUAGUGUGCUUUCUAUAUGGUGGGCGUGCUUUCUAUAUGGUGGGCAUGCUUUCUUCAAUUCUUUCGAUGUCCAUAGCAAUGGAAAAGAAUGAACCAAUGAUCAAUGUCUCUUGCUGUGAAUGGUUUGUCAAAUAGUUUUCACUGAUUCAGUA